AUGGCCUCGGUUCUGCAGAAGCUUAUCACUCCGCUGUUCAGCGGGCCUGCAGAGCCGCCCAGGAACAAGAUCACCGUGGUGGGGGUGGGACAGGUGGGGAUGGCCUGUGCCAUCAGCAUCCUGCUACAGGAGCAUUGUGAUGAGCUAGCCUUGGUGGAUGUGAUGGAGGACAAGCUGAAAGGAGAAAUGAUGGAUCUUCAGCACGGAAGCCUCUUCCUGAAGACCCCAAAAAUAGUGGCCAGCAAAGAUUACUCGGUAAGUGCCCACUCUCGCAUCGUGGUGAUCACGGCUGGUGUUCGGCAGCAGGAGGGCGAGAGCCGACUGAACCUGGUGCAGAGAAACGUCAACAUCUUCAAACACAUCAUCCCCCAGAUCGUCAAGCACAGCCCACACUGCAUCCUGAUCGUGGUGUCCAACCCAGUGGAUGUAUUGACCUACGUGACCUGGAAGCUGAGCGGUCUGCCUAAGCACCGUGUGAUUGGCAGCGGCACCAACCUGGACUCCGCCCGCUUCCGCUACCUGAUGGCCAACAGGCUGAACAUACACCCCAGCAGCUUUAAUGGCUGGAUCCUGGGAGAGCACGGGGACUCCAGCGUUCCUGUCUGGAGCGGCACCAAUGUGGCUGGAGUGAGCCUUCAGGAGCUCAACCCAGACAUAGGCACGGAGAAUGACGUGGAGAACUGGAAGGAGACACACAGGAAAGUUGUGGAAAGUGCAUAUGAGGUGAUUAAGCUGAAGGGCUACACCAACUGGGCCAUUGGUCUGAGUGUGGCUGACCUGGUGGAGAGCCUGAUGAAGAACCUCAACAGGAUCCAUCCAGUAUCCACUAUGGUGAAGGGGAUGUUUGGUAUAGGUGACGAGGUGUACCUCAGCCUGCCAUGCGUCCUGAACAGCAGCGGAGUGAGCAGCGUCAUCAAUGUGACUCUGACAGAGGAGGAGACGGCGCAGCUGAAGGACAGCGCGCAGACACUCUGGGACAUCCAGAGGGACCUCAGAGAUCUGUAG
Engraulis encrasicolus (European anchovy) is the source of this 1005-nucleotide messenger RNA. It is a transcript of the gene ldhbb, whose product is annotated as lactate dehydrogenase Bb. Lineage: Eukaryota; Metazoa; Chordata; Actinopteri; Clupeiformes; Engraulidae. Gene Ontology annotation, cellular component: cytoplasm. Gene Ontology annotation, molecular function: L-lactate dehydrogenase (NAD+) activity. The record is from RefSeq and is a predicted model, not a curated record. Gene Ontology annotation, biological process: pyruvate metabolic process; lactate metabolic process. The coding region runs from base 1 to 1005 and encodes 334 amino acids. The transcript is spliced from 7 exons.